ACUUGUCCACGAACUUGCUAAUUGUCGAUCGUUGUGUUGCCUUCUUGCUGCCCUUCUCCCCACUCUUCGCAUCCAUUGCCUUUGUCUGCCUGCCUGCAACCCUCUACUUCAUAAACCAUGCCUAACAUUUAAACAAGCAGAAGAACCCACCAUUUUUAACCUUCUCUCCAUUUAGUUCAGAUUGUAUGUUAAAUUGAGGUCCUGAAUAUGGCAGAAGCUACUCGCCUCGUAUGCGUUUUCCACGGUAAAAGUGUUAAAUUUCCAUGUAGAACAUCGGGAUUUACUCGUAAUGAAAGGUUUUGCCGGAGGCUAAUAGUUCAUGGCGUAGCGCUACUGAAAAUUCAAUCUAGUCGCAGAAACUCAAGGUACUCUCAGUUAAUUAAGCCGAAUAUGAACUAUUCUGCAUCAAAAUCAAGAUGUUCGAAUCAGCUUUCAAGAAGAAAAGAGAUGAACUUAUCAUCAAGUAGCAGCAAUGGAAGAACACCUAAGGCAGAAGAGGUAUUUUCAUUUUCAAUGCCUACCAUAUCGAAUUUCUUAGUACAAUGGAGCCAGACACAGAUUGUGAAAAUGGUUGGAUUGCUUGCAUGCGCGUAUUUGGUGAUUCCAUCAGCUGCUGCUGUCGAUUCUCUAAAAACAUGCACUUGCUUGUUGAAGGAGUGCAGGGUAGAACUUGCAAAGUGCAUUGCCAACCCGUCAUGUGCUGCAAAUGUUGCUUGCCUCCAGACCUGCAACAAUAGGCCGGAUGAAACCGAGUGCCAGAUUAAAUGUGGAGACCUCUUUGCGAACAGCGUUGUAGACGAAUUUAAUGAGUGUGCUGUCUCACGCAAGAAGUGCGUUCCUCAGAAAUCCGAUCUAGGCGAAUUCCCUGCCCCCGAUCCUGUUGUUCUAGUUGAAAACUUCAACAUUGCAGAUUUUACUGGGAAAUGGUUCAUCAGUAGUGGUUUAAAUCCUACUUUUGACACUUUUGACUGCCAACUACAUGAAUUCCAUACAGAAGGUGGAAAACUUGUAGGGAAUUUGUCUUGGAGAAUACGGACACCAGAUGGUGGUUUUUUCACUCGAUCAGCUACACAAAGAUUCGUGCAAGAUCCGAACUAUCCGAUUCUUUACAAUCAUGACAAUGAGUACCUUCACUAUCAAGAUGACUGGUAUAUUCUAUCGUCCAAAAUAGAAAACAAACCGGAUGAUUAUGUAUUCGUAUAUUACCGGGGUAGAAACGAUGCAUGGGAUGGAUAUGGCGGUGCUGUUGUCUACACAAGAAGUGCCGUAUUGCCAGAAACCAUUGUACCUGAACUCGAAAGGGCAGCUCAAAAAGUUGGCAGAAACUUCAACAACUUUAUCAAAACCGAUAAUACUUGUGGUCCGGAGCCUCCCCUGGUAGAAAGACUCGAAAAGAAAGUAGAGGAAGGAGAGCGGACACUGAUUAGAGAAGUCGAAGAGAUAGAAGGGGAGGUGGAGAAGGAGGUUGAGAAGGUAGGGAAGACCGAACAGACAUUGUUUCAGAGGUUGUUUGAAGGUUUUAAACAGCUGCAACAAGAUGAAGAAAACUUCUUGAAAGGGCUAAGUAAAGAAGAGAUGGAGCUGUUGAACGAGCUGAAAAUGGAAGCGAGUGAAGUCGAGAAACUCUUCGGAAAUGCACUGCCGAUUCGGAAGCUACGAUAGAUUGUUUCGCAAGUAAUUCAACACAGUUCAGUUGCAAACAUUUUUUUUGUUAGAAACUGAACUGUACAGCGUAUAUCUCUAUAAAUUCACAUGGAUGCUCAAUCAGUUCCACAAAAUAGGAUGAGAUC
Messenger RNA from Hibiscus syriacus, 1790 nucleotides. RefSeq names its product violaxanthin de-epoxidase, chloroplastic-like. Lineage: Eukaryota; Viridiplantae; Streptophyta; Magnoliopsida; Malvales; Malvaceae. The record is from RefSeq and is a predicted model, not a curated record. Gene Ontology annotation, molecular function: violaxanthin de-epoxidase activity. Gene Ontology annotation, biological process: xanthophyll cycle.